AUUUCAAACCCAAAAGAGAGAGAGAGAAAACGAAUCAGAGGAAGUGAUGAAGUAUAGAAGAAAAGGAAAAGGCUCUGAAUCGUCUUCCACUAACGAUUACUUGUAUGUAUGUUUUUAGAAUUAAAAGAUCCUUUAAAAACCAAAAAAAAAAAAAAACUUUCUCUCUCUCUCUUGACCUCAUAUUCGUUGAAUCACCCUACUGGUUUUUUUUUAAGUUCUCGCCCUAGAUCUUGAAGAAGAGGAUCAAAAUCGACUCUUUUGAGAUCUGGGUUCGGACAAAGAUUCUGUCUUUCUGCAUUCCACUGUUUCGAUUCAGCUUGAAUUUAUUCAGGAUCAAUAAAAACUCAAAUCUGUUCUUCUUCAGACAAUGUAAAAGAAGUAUGCAGAGGUAACAAAAAGAUUCAGUCUUUGUAUGCCUUUCAAUUAGAAGGGAUAAGGGAGGUGUUGGAGAUUGGUUUCAAUGGGUGAGAUGCAGAAGAUUUUGCAGGGGCCACGUCACCACACAUCUCUGAAGAAGCCCUUAUGGGUCCUUCUUACUGUUUCAGUGACCAGCAUUCUUCUGAUCUGUACUCAAAUGUUCCCACCACACGGCGAGAGGUCCUCGUGUCAUGGCCUCUAUAGCACCAGAGGCUGCGGUGAUGCUCUCUCGGCGUGGCUACCUGUUCAUGUCAGGAAAUUCACUGAUGAGGAGGUAGCAGCUCGAGCAGUGGUCAGAGACAUACUAAGAACGCCUCCCUUCUUUACCAAAAACUCCAAAAUCGCUUUCUUGUUCUUGACUCCCGGUACUUUGCCGUUUGAGAAGCUCUGGGAUGAAUUCUUCAAGGGUCAUGAAGGGAAGUUCUCUAUUUACAUCCACCCGUCAAAGGAACGGCCAGUUCACAUCAGUCGUCAUUUUUCUGAUCGGGAAAUCCAUAGUGAUGAGGUCACUUGGGGAAGGAUUUCUAUGGUUGAUGCCGAGAAGAGGUUACUGGUUAAUGCUCUUGAAGAUCCUGACAACCAACACUUCGUUCUUCUUUCAGAGAGCUGUAUACCAUUGCAUACUUUUGACUACACCUAUAGAUAUUUGCUGUACUCAAACGUCAGCUUCAUUGAGAGUUUUGUGGAUCCUGGUCCACAUGGGACCGGUAGACACAUGGAACACAUGUUACCCGAAAUUGCCAGGGAAGAUUUUAGAAAGGGUGCUCAGUGGUUCACAAUGAAGCGACAACACGCGAUUAUAGUGAUGGCUGAUGGUCUGUACUACUCAAAAUUCCGCCAGUAUUGUGGACCAGGGAUAGAGGCCGACAAGAACUGUAUUGCAGAUGAACAUUACUUGCCAACAUUCUUCAGUAUGCUUGAUCCCAUGGGGAUCUCAAACUGGUCAGUGACGUAUGUUGAUUGGUCUGAACGAAGGUGGCAUCCAAAGACUUACGGAGCAAAUGAGAUUACAUUAGAUUUCAUGAAAAAUGUCACGUCUGAGGACAUGAGUACACACGUCACAAGUGUGGGAGAGCAUGGCGAUGAGCUGCAUUGGCCUUGUACAUGGAACGGGAUUACACGGCCUUGUUAUCUGUUUGCAAGGAAGUUUCAUCCUGAUGCUCUUGACGCAUUGGUCAACCUCUUCCCUAAUUACACAAGCACAGUUGCCUGAGAGAGGAAUUCUUGAGCCGAAGCACGCGAUUCUUGGACCUAAUUAUGUCCCAUCCAGAUAUGGAUCUUUUAGAUACUGUAAAUUUUCUAAAGAAACUGAAAUGAUUCUUGGGAUUUUGAUGUUUCUUGAUGAAACUAAAUAUCAGUUAUACGCAAUUAGAACA
Eutrema salsugineum is the source of this 1793-nucleotide messenger RNA. RefSeq lists its product as uncharacterized. Gene Ontology annotation, molecular function: glycosyltransferase activity. The transcript has 10 exons. Gene Ontology annotation, cellular component: membrane. NCBI's taxonomy places the organism in Eukaryota, Viridiplantae, Streptophyta, Magnoliopsida, Brassicales, Brassicaceae. The coding region runs from base 461 to 1630 and encodes 389 amino acids. The record is from RefSeq and is a predicted model, not a curated record.